GGGCAAGCAGAGAGCUCAGCGGGGCGUGCAAGACACCCCUCGCGGGUCAGAGCACACGCGUGUCCGCGGGGUCCGUGGGCAUCCGGGGACGCUCUCCCGCGCCGGCGCCCAGACAUUCGGGGCGCAGGCCCGGCCGGGCCAGCCCCUGGCAGUGGCACCGCGCCUCGCGAUCUCCGAGCGGUGAUCUCCGAGCUCGGCAGCUCUGGGCGGCGGGCCAGGAGGGGAGGGUCCGGCCUUGCCCCGCGGGCGUCCAUUGGCGGCUGCUCCCGGCGUCCGCGGCGCAGCCGGCUGCAAAGCCCGCAGGUGCCCCGCGCGCGCGCGCCAGACCCGGGUGGGUAGGGGGCGCCGCACUCGCCAUGCUGCGCGCGCCGCGGACCCUGGCUCCGGCCACAGCGCAGCCCACAAAGAGCUCGCCCGCGUUGAACCCCACCGAGCCGCUGUGGCCUGCCGGUCUCAGCAGCCCCCAGCUCUGUCCGGCCACCGCCACCACCAGCACCACCACCUACUACACUUCGCUUUACACGCAGACGGUGCCUUCCGCUGCGGCGCUGGGCACCUGCCUCGACGCCACUCCCCACGGACCCGAAGGCCAGAUUGUGCGAUGUGUGCCCGCAGGCCGGCUGCCGGCCAAGAGGAAGCUGGAUCUGGAGGGCAUUGGGAGGCCUGCGAUCCCUGAAUUCCGGACUCCCAAGGGGAAGUGCAUCCGAGUGGAUGGUUUACCAAGCCCCAAAACCCCCAAGUCUCCUGGGGAGAAGACACGCUAUGACACGUCGCUGGGGCUGCUCACCAAGAAAUUCAUUUACCUCCUGAGCGAGUCGGAGGAUGGGGUCCUGGACCUGAACUGGGCAGCCGAAGUGCUGGAUGUGCAGAAGCGACGCAUCUAUGACAUCACCAACGUGCUGGAGGGCAUCCAGCUCAUCCGCAAGAAGUCCAAAAACAACAUCCAGUGGGUAGGCAGGGGAAUAUUUGAAGACCCCACCCGACCUGCGAAGCAGCAGCAGCUGGGCCAGGAGCUGAAGGAACUGAUGAACGCGGAGCAGACCUUGGACCAGCUCAUCCAGAGCUGCUCCCAGACCUUCAAGCACCUGACGGAAGAUAACGCCAACAAGAAACUGGCCUAUGUGACUUACCAGGACAUCCGUGCUGUGGGCAACUUCAAGGAGCAGACAGUGAUUGCUGUCAAGGCCCCUCCACAGACAAGAUUGGAAGUGCCGGACAGGGCGGAGGACAACCUGCAGAUUUAUCUCAAGAGUACCCAAGGGCCCAUCGAAGUCUACCUGUGCCCGGAGGAGGUGCAGGAGCCAGACAGUCCUGCCAGGGAGGCCCUCCCCUCCACCUCUACCCUCAGCCCUGUCCCUGACUUCGCCGAGCCCAGCUGCAGCCCCGACCCUGGGAUCGCAGAGGCCGUAACGUCUUCAGUGCUGAUGCCCCAGCCGGUCCCGCCACCACCAGCACCAUCCCUUGUCCCCUUGGAAACCACUGACAACAUGCUGGAGCUGUCUCACCCACUUCUGCAACAGACUGAGGACCAGUUCCUGUCCCCAAUCCUGGCCGCCAGCUCCCCGCUGAUCAACUUCUCCCCACCCUUGGACCAGGACGAAUACCUGUGGGGCAUGGAUGAGGGUGAGGGCAUCAGCGACCUCUUUGACUCCUAUGACCUUGGGGACCUGUUGAUUAAUUGAAGAGCCCUGCUCUGUCUCUACCUCCUCACAGACAGAUUAACAGGCUCUCGGCCCAUGUGGGGGACACUGGCCACUAGGUGUCACCCCUGUGUGUAAGUGGCUCCGUUCCAGCCUGCCUUCCGUGGAGGCCAGCUAGGGAGACGGAGGACGUGAGUGAGGAGUGUGUCAGGGGCGAGGCCCUGGUCCUCCUCCUCUGACCUCUGACCCCUUCAUGAAGGACAACAGGUGCAGGUGGCCAUGUUCAGGGAAAGGGUCUGCUGCCUCCUGCUGAGGGGCAGUUGGACCCUGGCUUUUUCAAGAAGCACUUAAUGCCUUUGUAUUUAUUUCAGGUUUGUUUGUUUGUUUGUUUGUUCACCCUGAGUUUUAGCAGGGAGAUUUGUUCUAGUUUCUCCUCAGACAGGCCCUCCCAUGCCCACUGUCUAAGGGAACAUCUGGAUUUCCAGGGGCCCGGGGCCAACUCCUUGGCUCUCCUUCCACAGUGGUACCUGGGUCUUGAGGAGACUAUCCAGUUUGCUUGAAUGUUAAUUGCACUUAGGCCUUGUAAUUCUAGUAAAGUGCAGGGCCCAGGGCAGGGUCCAGGCGUCCGCUUAGGAUUCUCCAUCUCUUCCAUCCCAGAGUAGGUUCCAGUAGGUUGGGGGAGGUACAGGAGCAGGUAGCCAAGAAGAUUCCCUUCCUGUUGGAUCUCUUAUCUCUCCUGAGCCUCAAAAUGUAAAUACAGGCCUUCAGGAAUUAGGCCAGAAGAGCCCCUGGGAAAAUCAGGAGGCACGUGUCAUGCAUACUGGAGAUUAUCCAAAUCAGAGCGUCUGCCUCGUCCUGGUCAGAGACCUGGGAGGUGGAGGCAGAGACAAGUGUGAGGAAGAAGACCAGAAGCACCCCACGGGCUACCCGUGCUUCCCUGGGAGAAUUGUUUCGUUUCUUGGUCACAGUUGUUGAAGGACUGGCCUUCCCAAGCCCUCACUCCAUUUCCAAGGUCCCCAGGGACAGGAGCUUGGGGCAGGUUUGCACCUUUUCCCCACUGGAGCGCUGAGGGGAUGACGGGGUGGAGGGUGGGAUGCUCUUUACGGCAGAGUAGGUCUCAGCAGCUCAUGAGGAGAUGGUGUGGGCAUCUGGGAAGAGCCGUGGGCUUCUUGGGCUUAUUUCCCCAUAGGCCGACCAUCCAGGGUCUCUGUGGUCCUGAUGGGGACAGGAGUCUAAUAGUCUCCCUUGUCCUUCCUGGGAUGGAGGAUGCUGGGCUGAACCAAGGCCAUGUGUUCUGGACAACACAUGGUGCGCCCAGGGGAAAGAGAUCUUCCACCCAUCUUCAGGGAGCUCGGGUUUCUCAGGGGCUCAGCAGGACAGCACUUUGAGCACUUUUUUUUUUUUUUUUUUUUUUUAAGUUUGUAGCAUUAAAUUGAUUUAAAAAAUGAAGUUGGCUAUGCCAGGUUGCUCCUAGCUGGCUGACUGGCAUUUGAAGUUUAGAUAUUGGGCUAAUAUAAAUUGAUGCCCAUUUGGGGAUAAUUUGUCUUAUCCUUAGCUCAACUUUUUGGGCCCCCAAGUUAGUCCCCUCCGAGGAGUGGUCAGUGUCCCACAGCUGCCCCACUUGGAAUUUGUUUACUUUGACAUCGAGUGUCUAGCCUUUUGACAUUGUGAUGUGAAGUUCACCCUUAAGAACUGCACAGUUAAGCUACCAAAAACAAAGAAACAAACAAACAA
Molecule: messenger RNA, 3374 nt
Organism: Peromyscus maniculatus bairdii (prairie deer mouse)
Lineage: Eukaryota; Metazoa; Chordata; Mammalia; Rodentia; Cricetidae
Gene: E2f2
Product: E2F transcription factor 2
Biological process (GO): regulation of transcription by RNA polymerase II
Cellular component (GO): RNA polymerase II transcription regulator complex
Molecular function (GO): RNA polymerase II cis-regulatory region sequence-specific DNA binding; protein dimerization activity; DNA-binding transcription factor activity, RNA polymerase II-specific
Source: RefSeq, a predicted model, not a curated record